AUAACAAAAAUACGCGUCUGCGUAUAAGUUGUUCCCUCUAUCAGUACAUACUUGAACUAACUAAUUACAUAGUGCAUUCACGUGAUAGUCCACACAACAUUAACCCAAAAAAAGUAAACAAAAUAUUUUUAAACCCCAGAUGAUAGACAUGUUAAGAUAAGAUAGGUGGUACCAAAAUUGUCAGAGAUACAGUAGCACACGAAUAACGACCAUGGCUAUUUGCAUCAGAAAUAUCCGUAUUAACCAAUUAAAAAUAUUAAAUAAAUAUUUUUCCACCAAACCGGAGAAACAAUAUGACAUUGUUGUCGUUGGGGGCGGUAUAGUAGGCGUUGCUUCAGCCAGAGAAAUCCUCCUGAGGUAUCCUAACUUGAAAAUGGCAAUCCUAGAGAAGGAACCAAAAUUGGCGAUGCACCAAAGCGGUCAUAACAGCGGAGUUGUUCAUGCCGGAAUCUAUUAUAAACCAGGUUCUUUGAAAGCUAAAUUAUGUGUGGAAGGAUUGAAAUUGUCUUACAAAUAUUUUGAUGAGAAGAAUAUUCCUCAUAAAAAAGUUGGCAAAUUGAUUGUUGCUACAAAUAGCUUGGAAUUGGAUCGUCUUAUGGAUUUGCACGAGAGAGGGAUGAAAAAUGAAGUUCCUGAUUUGAAAUUGGUUGAUUCCAAGGGCAUUAAAGAGAUAGAACCACAUUGUCGCGGUAUCAAAGCCCUUUGGUCACCUCAAACUGGUAUUGUAGAUUGGGCUUUGGUUACCGAAUACUACGGGAAAGACUUCAAAGCGAGCGGCGGCGAUAUUCACCUUAACUUUGAAGUAACUAAUUUUGAGGAAAGUUCAAAUCGUGAUUAUCCAGUGACUAUUAGAUCUAAGGAUGGAACAAGCGUUUCUGCCAAAAAUGUUUUAACAUGCGGAGGAUUGCAAAGUGAUAAAAUAGCCGAAAUGUCGGGUUGCUCAUCGUCUCCAAAAAUUGUACCUUUCAGGGGCGAAUAUUUGUUGCUGAAUCCUGAAAAGGCGCACAUGAUUAAAGGAAACAUAUAUCCGGUUCCUGAUCCCAGAUUUCCUUUCUUAGGUGUCCACUUCACUCCAAGAAUGGAUGGAAGUGUGUGGCUUGGUCCAAACGCCGUAUUGGCUUUCAAAAGAGAAGGUUACAAUUGGUCUGAUAUAAAUGUAGUUGAAUUGUUCGACGCUUUGAAGUUCAGAGGAUUCCAAAAAAUGGCAUUGAAAUAUGUUGGAGCCGGUAUUAAGGAAAUAGCUCAAUCUGCGUGUAGCCAAUUGCAAGUGAGGGAAUUGCAGAAGUACGUUCCGGAAAUCCAGGCAUCGGAUGUAAGCAAAGGUCCUGCAGGAGUCAGGGCUCAAGCAUUGGAUGACGAAGGAAAUCUGGUCGAAGAUUUUCGGUUCGAUAUGGGUCAGGGUGUGGUUGGAAGUAGGGUUUUGCAUUGCAGGAACGCCCCUUCGCCGGGCGCAACAAGUUCAUUGGCUAUUGCAAAAAUGAUUGCCGAUAAAAUUGCCGAAAAGUUUUUAUAAAUAAAAUAUAUUUAC
Messenger RNA from Nicrophorus vespilloides, 1528 nucleotides. RefSeq names its product L-2-hydroxyglutarate dehydrogenase, mitochondrial. Gene Ontology annotation, molecular function: (S)-2-hydroxy-acid oxidase activity; (S)-2-hydroxyglutarate dehydrogenase activity. The record is from RefSeq and is a predicted model, not a curated record. The transcript has 5 exons. The coding region runs from base 212 to 1513 and encodes 433 amino acids. Lineage: Eukaryota; Metazoa; Arthropoda; Insecta; Coleoptera; Silphidae.